Molecule: messenger RNA, 836 nt
Organism: Gopherus flavomarginatus (Mexican gopher tortoise)
Lineage: Eukaryota; Metazoa; Chordata; Testudines; Testudinidae
Product: myb/SANT-like DNA-binding domain-containing protein 2
Exons: 2
Coding region: 200-802 (200 amino acids)
Source: RefSeq, a predicted model, not a curated record
UGGAUGCAAUCUGACAGUAUUGGCCUCCAGGAGCUAUCCCAGAGUGCUCCACUGUGAUUGUUCUGGACAGCAUUUUCAACUCAGAUGCACUAGCCAGGUACACAGCAAAAGCACCGGGGACUUUUGAAUUUCAAUUCCUGUUUGGCCAGCGAGCUCAUCAGCACAGGUGACCACGCAGAGCUCAUCAGCACAGGUAAUAAUGCAGUCUCCUGAGAAUCGAAAAAGAGCUCCAGCAUGGACCACACGGGAAGUACUGGAUCUGAUCACUGUAUGGGGACAGGAUUCCGUGCUAACAGAACUCCGUUCCAAAAGACGAAAUGAAAAAACAUUUGAAAAAAUUUCCAAGGCCAUGAUGGAGAGAGGCCACACCAGGGACUCAGUACAGUGCCGUGUGAAAGUUAAGGAGCUCAGACAAGCCUAUCAGAAAACCAAAGAAGCAAACGGAAGGUCCGGGGCAGGGCCGAAAACAUGCCGCUUCUAUGCUGAGCUACAUGCAAUUCUAGGGGGGUCCACCACCACUACCCCACUCCUGGCCGUGGAUUCUGAGGUGGGGGUGGUAAUCUCAGCCAUGGCUGAGGAUUCUGCGGAUGGGGAAGAUGAGGAGGAGGAAGAGGAGGACGAGCUUUUAGAGAGCACACAGCACUCCGUUCUCCCCAACAGCCAGGAGCUUUUUCUCACUCUGACGGAAUUACCCUCUCAGCCCUCUCAAGCCACUGUCCCACACAAUGAAGCCAUGGAAGGGACCUCUGGUGAGUGUAUCUUUGUAAAUAUAAAACAUGGUUUAAAAGCAAGCGUUUUUUAAUGAUUAAUUUGCCCUGAGGACUUGGGAUGCAUUC